Messenger RNA from Pterocles gutturalis (yellow-throated sandgrouse), 1051 nucleotides. Its product is annotated as rho-related BTB domain-containing protein 3-like. The annotation marks the transcript as partial. Lineage: Eukaryota; Metazoa; Chordata; Aves; Pterocliformes; Pteroclidae. The record is from RefSeq and is a predicted model, not a curated record. The transcript is spliced from 6 exons. Gene Ontology annotation, molecular function: GTPase activity; GTP binding; ubiquitin protein ligase binding. Gene Ontology annotation, biological process: proteasome-mediated ubiquitin-dependent protein catabolic process; regulation of proteolysis. Gene Ontology annotation, cellular component: cytoplasm.
AUGUACGUGUCGGUUAAUAUUGUAGCCUUUGGGAACGAAAGAGAUGGCUUUUCUGAGGACAACCAGCAGGCCUGUCUGAUCUGGAGCUAUCUCGGGAGGAGUGCUCUCAUUUCCCACAUCAACAGCAGCUUGUCUGUCAGUCACAUUGGAAACCCAAUUUUCACCAAGUACCAAGCAUGCGUGUUUGGGAAUGUCAGGCUGGUGGUGCACGACUUUCCUCUGUGGGAUAUAUUUGACAGCGACUGGUACACCUCUCGCAGUCUCAUCGGAGGAGCUGAUAUUGUUGUGAUUAAAUACUCUGUCAAUGACAAGACUUCAUUUCAAGAACUUAAGGACACUUAUGCCCCAAUGAUAAAAAAAACCUUAAACCACUCUUCAGUUCCAGUAAUAAUUUCUGCUGUCGGUGCAAGAAAAAACGGAGUGCCUUGCACCUGCCCCUUGUGCACAUUGGACAGGAGGAGCUGUGUCACUACCUCCGAGGGAGUCCAGCUGGCCAAGGACCUCAGAGCCACGUACCUGGAACUGCACACUCUUAAUGACUUCUACAUACAGAAGUACUUUGGAGGAGUGCUGGAAUAUUUUAUGAUCCAACGUUUGAAUCAGAAGUCAUCUGAAAAAAUGAAGAAAAGGAGAAAGACGCAGAAGUGCCACCGAGUUCAACCACCUCAGCUCGAACAGCCAGAAAAAAUGCCAAUCUUAAAGGGCGAAGCCUCUCACUACGACACCGACCUGCACAACCUGCUGUGCUGCUGCCAGUGCGCGGAUGUGGCAUUUUACGCCGAGGACCUCAGCACGGUGGUGGAGGCUCACAAGGUCAUCCUGUGUGCCGUGAGCCACCUCUUCAUGUUGCUGUUCAAGGUGAAGAGCCCUGCCGACAUCCGCGAUGCCUCCAUCCUGUGCACGGCACAGAGCCUCUUCACCGUGGAGAUGGAGGAUGCCGUCCUCCCACUGCCUCAUGGCAUCCCCCGCUGUGUCCCACCUGUGAGGGUGUUGGUGAAGGACUCUGUCUUCUGCUCUUGUCUGCUGGACAUCCUCCACUUCAUCUACUCAG